AUGACACGAAGACAUAGUCCAAACAUCAUCAUCACGGGGACUCCCGGGUGUGGGAAAACUUCUCACUCCGAAAGUCUUGUGAACCAAUUGAACCAAUCUCUUCAUGAGGAAGGAACCGUGUAUCAUUUCACUCAUCUCAACAUCAGUGAGGUUGCAAAAGAGCGUGAUUGCAUAGAGUCAUACGACAAGAAGCGCGAUACUUCAGUUGUGGACGAAGAUAAACUUCUUGAUUUUUUGGAGCCUGAUUUGGAAAAAGGCGGUGUGAUAGUAGACUGGCACUGUUGUGAUAUCUUCCCCGAGAGACUCAUCGACUUGGUGAUUGUGUUAAAGACCGACAAUUCACAGCUAUACGAUCGGUUGAAGAAGCGAAAUUAUAAAGAUGCCAAGAUACAGGAAAAUUUGGAUUGCGAAAUCAUGGAGGUUGUGUUGAACGAGGCUCGCGACAGCUACAUACCCGAUAUCGUCAUUGAGUUGCAAAGCGAUAACGCUGAGCAGAUGGACGAGAAUGUGGACAGGAUAUUGUCGUGGGUGGAGAAUUGGAUCAAAGACCAUCCAAAGGGGGUGACGAAUGACUUGAAAGAGCCAGAAGGGUACCGGGACGAGGAUGGUGAAGAGGAAGAUGGAGAUUUUUCUGAUGAGACAUUUGAUUCAGAGGAUGCAGAAGACAAUGAAGAUGACGAUGACGAUGACGAUGAAGAUGCUGCAUUUGAAAAAGACGAUGACGUGCAAGAUCCUGCUAGUGCUGAGGAAGGUCUCAGUAGUGAGCAGAAGUACGAAUUGGAGCAACAAGGACAAGACGAAGAACAAGAUAGAGAAGACAACGAGGAAGCUACAAACGAGGAAAUGGAGCAUACCGAAGACAUUGCGCAAUAA
Lodderomyces beijingensis is the source of this 873-nucleotide messenger RNA. NCBI's taxonomy places the organism in Eukaryota, Fungi, Ascomycota, Pichiomycetes, Serinales, Debaryomycetaceae. The record is from the annotation of a GenBank genome assembly.